AUGCAUUGUCUUGUAAUGGAAUAUGCAGACAACGAAACUUUACGAAAAUAUCUGCAACAAAAUAAAUUAGAAUGGCCAGAAAAAAUUCGAUUAGCGAGCCAAAUAGCAGAAGGAAUGUCUUAUCUUCACAGCAUAGAUAUCACACAUCGUAAUUUGCACACCGCGAACAUUCUUAUCCAUAAGAAUGAUAUUAAAAUUUCAGAUUUUGGAUUUUCGAAAACACUCAAUAGCAUAGCGAUACGUAGCAAUAAAGUUUGUGGUGCAAUUCCUUUUAUUGAUCCUCAUAUCUUGAAAAUCAAAAUUAUCCAUUGUUCCGAUGAUGAUCUCUUACAAAGGAUCAUUUAUGGCUUACGUGAAGAGCCAAUUACAGGAAUACCUGCACGAUAUAUUAUUCUUUAUUCGAGAUGUUGGGAUUAUGAACAGAAUAAACGUCCUUCAAUGUUUCAAAUUUUUCAACAAUUGAAUUCCUUGGAAUUGAGCCCCAAAUAUGAAGAAUCUAAUCAGGACAGGUUUCAAACCGUUAUUAAAGAACACAAAUUACAAGAAAUAUCUUAUAAUAGUUUAGUAGAUAAGAAAAAGAUAGGACAUGGUGAUUUUGGAAGAGUGUAUCGGGCAACAUCUAGUUCACUAGGCGACGUGGCCAUUAAGGAAUUAGAAUCAAAAACGGAUGAAAAGACUCAAAAACUGUUUAUAAAUGAGAUAAAACGACUUAACAAAUAUAAUCAUGAGAUGAGCGAAUUAUUAAAUUUUAUGGGAUUAGUCUCGACGUGA
Messenger RNA from Dentiscutata heterogama, 771 nucleotides. NCBI's taxonomy places the organism in Eukaryota, Fungi, Glomeromycota, Glomeromycetes, Diversisporales, Gigasporaceae. The record is from the annotation of a GenBank genome assembly.